UCGUUUCGAAAUUCAUAUAUCCUCUAAAUUUAUUCAUAUUUUCAACUUCUACGUAUUUUGAUUCAACCAAACCAAGCUUUUUUUUUUUAAUUCUGCUUUUAGUUUUGUGAUAUCCUCUGAAGUUGUAAAGGAAGCGAGAAAAAGGCAGAUGGCGGGAAACGACUGGCUAAACAGUUACUUGGAAGCGAUACUAGAUGUCGGCGGUCAAGGAAUCAGUGAUGCGAAGAAGAAGUCGUCGUUGUUACUCCGAGAAAGGGGACAUUUCAGUCCUACUCGCUACUUCGUGGAGGAGGUCAUCACUGGCUUCGAUGAGAGCGAUCUACAUCGCUCCUGGGUUCGAGCGGCGGCAACAAAGAGUCCGCAGGAGAGAAAUACGAGAUUGGAGAAUAUGUGUUGGAGGAUUUGGAAUUUGGCUCGCAAGAAGAAGCAGCUUGAGGGAGAGGAAGCCCAACGCAAUGCUAAACGUAGACUUGAACAUGAAAGAGGGCGCAGGGAAGCAACUGCUGACAUGUCAGAAGAUCUAUCAGAAGGAGAGAAAGCAGACUUGCCUAGUGAUGUUCAAACUCAUGGUGACAGCAUUAAAGGAACAAUGCCUCGAAUUAGUUCUGCUGAUGUGAUGGAGAACUGGGCUAAUCAGCAGAAAGAUAAGAAGUGGUAUAUUGUCUUGAUAAGUCUUCAUGGCCUUUUAAGGGGUGAAAACAUGGAGCUUGGUCGUGACUCUGAUACUGGUGGCCAGGUUAAGUAUGUGGUGGAACUUGCUAGGGCCUUGGGCAAUAUGCCUGGAGUUUAUCGGGUUGAUUUGCUGACAAGGCAAGUCUCAGCUCCAGAUGUCGACUGGAGUUAUGCUGAACCAACUGAGAUGCUAAAUCCAAUGAAUGUGGAGGAAUGUAUGAAGGAGCUAGGUGAGAGCUGUGGUUCUUAUAUAAUCCGUAUACCCUUUGGCCCAAAAGAUAAAUAUAUACCUAAAGAACUACUCUGGCCACAUAUUCCUGAAUUUGUUGAUGGUGCACUAAGCCACAUUAUACAGAUGUCCAAAGUUCUGGGUGAGCAAAUUGGUGGAGGGCAACCGGUCUGGCCUGUUGCUAUUCAUGGACAUUAUGCAGAUGCUGGUGACUCUGCUGCUCUUCUAUCUGGUGCUCUCAAUGUGCCAAUGCUUUUUACUGGCCAUUCACUUGGGCGAAAUAAGCUUGAACAACUCUUGAAACAAGGACGGCAAUCAAGGGAAGAAAUAAAUUCGACUUACAAAAUAAUGCGACGGAUAGAGGCUGAGGAGUUAUGUCUUGAUGCCUCUGAAAUUGUUAUAACUAGCACUAGACAGGAAAUAGAAGAGCAAUGGCGCCUUUAUGAAGGCUUUGAUCCGGUAUUAGAGCGCAAAUUGAGAGCAAGGAUCAAAAGGGGUGUCAGCUGUCAUGGGAGGUUUAUGCCUCGCAUGGUUGUAAUUCCUCCUGGAAUGGAGUUUCAUCAUAUUGUUCCACAUGAUGGGGAUGCGGAUGGCAAUCCAGAAAAAUUUGAUAAUAAUCCCUCUUCUCCUGACCCACCUAUUUGGUCUGAGAUAAUGAACUUUUUUUCCAAUCCACGGAAACCUAUGAUACUGGCUCUUGCUCGGCCAGAUCCUAAAAAGAAUCUUACGACUUUAGUCAAAGCAUUUGGAGAAUGCCGUCCACUAAGAGAGCUGGCUAAUCUCACAUUAAUAAUGGGGAACCGUGACGAUAUUGAUGAAAUGUCUAGUACAAAUGCAGCUGUGCUUCUCUCAAUACUUAAGCUGAUAGACAAAUACGAUCUCUAUGGUCUAGUGGCAUAUCCUAAACACCACAAGCAGUCUGAGGUUCCUGACAUUUACCGUCUUGCAGCAAAAACAAAGGGUGUUUUCAUAAAUCCAGCUUUCAUUGAGCCAUUUGGGCUAACUUUAAUAGAGGCUGCAGCACAUGGUUUACCUAUCGUUGCCACAAAAAAUGGGGGUCCUGUUGACAUUCAUAGGGUUCUUGACAAUGGCCUACUAGUUGACCCCCAUGAUCAGCAGUGCAUUGCUGAUGCUCUUCUCAAACUUGUUUCAGAUAAGCAACUGUGGACAAGAUGCCGGCAAAAUGGACUGAAAAAUAUUCACCUAUUCUCAUGGCCGGAGCACUGUAAGACAUACUUGUCUCGGAUAGCCAUUUGCAAACCAAGGCAACCUCAGUGGCAGAGGAUUGAUGUUGGAUUAGGAAAUUCAGGAUCAGAUUCACCUGGUGACUCCUUGCGAGACAUACAGGAUUUAUCUUUAAAUUUGAAGUUUUCACUGGACGGUGAGAAGAAUGAAGGGAUGGAUAUUGAAGAAAACUCUUCUGAUCAAAAGAGUAGCCUAGAGAGUGCUGUUUCAAAGUUGACUAAGGGUGCUAUAGAGGGUGUGGAAAAGGCUGGUUCCACAGAGAAAGCAGACCAAAAUAGCGUUGGUAACAGGUUUCCUGCUCUGCAAAGGAGGAAAUAUAUUUUUGUAAUAGCUGUAGACUGCGAUGCAACCUCAGAUUUUCUUGAGACAACUAAGAUAGUCAUGGAGAUUACGGGAAAGUACAGUUUUGUGGGGUUCAUACUGUCAACAUCCCUUUCAAUAUCUGAUAUACACUCUGCAAUGGCCUUGGCAAAAAUAAACCCAUCUGAUUUUGAUGCUUUUAUCUGUAAUAGUGGUAGUGAGCUGUACUAUCCAUCUUCAAGCUCUGAGGCUAGUGAGCUUCCCUUUGAGCUUGACUUAGAGUAUCAAUCACAUAUUGAAUACCGAUGGGGUGGAGAAGGUUUACGGAAGACUUUGGUUCGGUGGGCUGCUUCAGUUAAUGAGAAAAACGUGGAUGAAGGGCAAAUUGUUGAAGAUAAAUCUGGAUCAACUACAUAUUGCUAUUCUUUCAAAGUGAAGGACUCAGCAUUGCUUCCUCCUGUGAAGGAGCUCCGAAAAUUGAUGAGAAUUCAGGCUCUUAGAUGUCAUGUUAUCUAUUGUCAAAAUGGCGCCAAGCUGAAUGUAAUCCCUGUAUUGGCUUCUCGGGCUCAAGCUCUCAGGUAUUUAUACAUCCGGUGGGGCAUGGAGCUAUCAAAUGCUGUUGUUUUUGUGGGAGAAUGUGGGGACACAGACUAUGAAGGCUUGCUUGGCGGGGUCCAUAAAACUGUGAUACUGAAAGGAAUUGGAAUUAAUGCCAGCAAGCUUCAUACUAACAGAAGCUACCCUCUAGAACAUGUCAUAUCCUAUGAUAGUCCCAAUAUCGUCCAAUCAGAAGGACACACUGAAGAAGACAUAAAGGCAUCAUUGGGACACCUUGGAAUUGUUAAGGGAUAAUAAUCACUGCGCUCAAUUUUCCCUUCAAGGGUAAGACGAGUAUUCCCUCUGUUGCUCAAUGCAGACUGCAGCUUACUUCUAUACGAGCCAUGAGGCCUGGAUCCUGGGGUUGCGUAAUUCUGAAUUUGAGUUAAUGUCACAACCAAAAGCAAUAGGAAAGAAAGGUGUUACAUAUCCCAUUGUGUAGCUCAUCAAUAAAAAAUUGAUACUUAG
Molecule: messenger RNA, 3511 nt
Organism: Rubroshorea leprosula
Lineage: Eukaryota; Viridiplantae; Streptophyta; Magnoliopsida; Malvales; Dipterocarpaceae
Source: the annotation of a GenBank genome assembly